AUGGGUUUGCUUUCCAACAAGAAAAAGGGAGCGUUGAGAAGAGGUGUGAUGAAAAUGACUCCGAUAGCAAGUCAAGAGCUUUCGAGAACGGCCACUCCUAUGAGAGCCUCCACUCCGGUAUCAAAAAGCCGCAUAUGCUCGGAUCCAUUAACUCUAGUAAAAAGUCCGAACGGAUUGCUGGAUCUCGAAAGUGUUCAAACUGUUACAAUCCCGACUAAGAUAAGAGAUGAGGAGAUAAAAUUUGCUGUUGAUGCGCAUCCAACACUGUCUGAAGUUAUAGACAAGCUCUUCAAAUCAGCAAAGACUGGUUCUGAUCUCCCUUUUAGAACUGCAUUUAAAAAUGCAAUCUUCCGCAAUUGGCAUUUAGGAUUGGAGAAACCCCUGGCUGAACUUCAGAAUGAAUUGUAUACGGAAGAACAUUCAUUUCAUUAUUUACAGAGAGGAAAAAUUCGAGGUUUUUCCCGAGCGAAAGCCCCCGACAAUUUCAAUCGACUGCUCCCGGAUUGCGAUUCGUUUUUCUUCCUCUUCUACAGAAACUUUACAGCAAUUUUACAGGCUAUAGCCGAACUAUAUUUGAUUGACAGACAACAUGAGAAAGCUUUUGCCUCUAUGCUGAUGCUCAUAAGCAAUGUUUGCUGCUCUUGGAAGCUUUUUUAUACUACAAUUCAAGUACAUUUUUCGAGAAGCAAAUUUUUUAGCAAUAAUGAAACAAAACUAAAAACAUAA
Molecule: messenger RNA, 726 nt
Organism: Fraxinus pennsylvanica
Lineage: Eukaryota; Viridiplantae; Streptophyta; Magnoliopsida; Lamiales; Oleaceae
Source: the annotation of a GenBank genome assembly